Molecule: messenger RNA, 1698 nt
Organism: Theileria orientalis strain Shintoku
Lineage: Eukaryota; Apicomplexa; Aconoidasida; Piroplasmida; Theileriidae
Exons: 2
Coding region: 1-1698 (565 amino acids)
Biological process (GO): endosomal transport; endocytosis
Cellular component (GO): plasma membrane; cytoplasm
Molecular function (GO): calcium ion binding; protein binding
Source: RefSeq, a predicted model, not a curated record
AUGGAAGGACGAAUGAACCUAACUGACGAGGAAAAUGAGCUUUACACGAAGCUCUUUGUUCAGUGUGACCUGGACGGCUUUGGCUACGUUUCCGGAAACGCCACCUCUGAGCUUUUCAGGAGCUCGGGCCUGAGCGACGAUGUUCUUUUCAGCAUCUGGGAGAUUGCAGAUAAGACGAAUAGCGGCCAGCUCGACUUCUCCGGCUUCUGCGUGUGCGUGAGGCUGAUCGGCCAUGUUCAGAUUUACGGGCCGCACGCCCUUCGCGACUGCGACGUUCUGAUGAACAAGACCCCCGAGGAGCUGCCUUUCUUCUCUUAUCGCGGUCCCUCGUACUCUAAUGUGAACCAGAGUCACUACGAAGUUGACCCUGCCCUGUACUUCGUUUCGGCUGCUGACCUCGACGGCUACAAGUACACCUUUCUCCAGCUGACCCCGGACUUGAACGACUUUUUGCUCGGCGAGGACGCCAAGAACUUCUACCUCAAUACUACCAAUCUUUCUCAGGACGACUUGAUGCACCUGUGGACCCUUGCGGACAUUGACAAGGACGGCAGGCUCAGCCUCCGCGAGUUUUGCGUGAUGCAGAAGCUCUGCGAGUGCCUGAAGCUGUACGGAGCCAUGCCUCAAGUGCUUCCCAACCCUCUGCUCCAGUUCCUCGACGACUUCUUCCCCGAGUACACGGCGUUUGAAGACGGGAAGGUCCACGGCACCUACUCGCCGCCUCAGGAGGCCGGAACCACUAAACUGCCCAGUGACGCCGAUCUGAAUCAACGCGCCACUCAGGCCACCAAGGUCAUCGGCGAAAAGGGCGUUAGGAGCGAGGCCUUCGUCGGAAAUGAGCACGCCGACCUUUCCGCAGCUCCUCGCUCCCCUCCCCUCGUUACCAACGAGCUCAUCGUCCAGUGCGAGAACCUGCUCAACACCCUGAGGGACGCAAUCAACUCCGAGCAGAGUGGGCUCGAUGCUGCCAAAAGGGAGGCCUCCGAGGUCGAGACGAAGCUGAAGAGCGACACUAAGACUCUGGAGAACCUCCUCACUGAGUACAGGUCCCUCGUCGGCGACAGCCAGAACACCUCCAAGAGGCGCUCGCUUCUCAACAACAAGCUCUCCAUCAUUCAGGAGCAGAUUCAGGAGAUGCGGAACCAGAUUCAGAACAUGCGCGUCGGCAACGUCGCCCUCAGCAGCAACAUUGACAAGAACAACGAGGAGCAGUCGCUUCUUCAGAACACUCGUCAGAUGUUCCUGAAGCAGCUCGACGACGAGACUAACCUGCUCAAGCUCGAGGAGCGCGAGCUCGGUGAGAUGUCGAACACUCUGCAGCAGCUUCGUCGUCAGCGCGACCUUUUGAGCGAGAAGAGCAACCAGCUUCGUGAGUGCCUUUCUCAGUCCGAGAACGCCACCAAGACCAUGCUUCGUUCCAUUCAGCUUCAGCAGGGCAAGAUUCUCUCCGUCCGGAACGAGCGCAUUAGUCUUUUGGAGGAGAAGCUCAAGCUGACCAACGAGAUAAAUCGCUUAAACAACUCCGACAACAACCUCAACUCCAGCAGUCAGAAUCCCGCAGUAGGAGGCUUCGGCGACAACUCCGUUUCCAGUGAAAAGCAGCCUUCUAAGCCUGUGGGCAGAAACUUAAACCUAGAUAAAAAGGGCAUUCGUGUCUCCUCUAUGAACCUUAAAGUUGGCGAUGAGUUCCCUCAAUAG